CAUUUGUUUUCAAGCUUUUCAAUUUAAAAUUGGAUUGAUUUGAAUCUAGUAAAUCUAUUAAUUAAUUAGUAAUUUGUUUGUUUUAAAUUGUUCAUUUUAGAAGAAUUGAUCUUUCAAUUGAUUCGUGUUAUUUGAAUGCUGCUUCUUAUUUAAUUUGUCCUUGGUUGCUGUUGGAAACUCGGUUAAUCAAAACAAAGAGAGUGAGAGACUUGAAAGUGUAAACAUUAAUCUAAUUGAUUUGAUUGGUUUGUGUUCGAGUUUGUUAAUUGUUAUAUUGUCUCUGUUUCCAUAUUUGGUGCAAUCUAAUUGUUAACCUGAUCAAAGGAUGGAAACAUCGUUCAAAGGAUUACCAGAUGAUCUUAACAAUAUACCUUUAGCUGAUGAAGAUGCUCCAGAUGAUGAGGAAAGUGAUGAUGAAGGCAAUUCUGGUCAAAUUGAUAUAAAUCAUAGUUUCGCCCAGGAUCCAGGCUUUGAUUCAUUAGGCUCAUCUAAUGAUCAUCAAACUGAUGUUAAUUCUUUCGAUCAGGAAAUGAGUAAAGAGGAAAUCGAGGAAAGAGAAAGAUUAAUCCAACAAGUAUUGGAACUUCAAAAUACCCUUGAUGAUUUAUCUUUACGAGUUGAUAGUGUCAAGGAAGAGAAUCUUAAAUUAAAAUCAGAGAAUCAAGUUCUCAGUCAAUAUAUUGAGAAUCUAAUGUCGGCAUCGAGCGUUUUCCAAUCAACCUCACCAAAAGCUUCCAAGAAAAAGGGUAAAAGAUGAUCUAUUGAUUGAGAAAACGAAAUCAAUACAAUCAAUCAUCUCCCAAGAUCGAUGACAAUUAUCUCUUAUUGACAUAAUUACCUGACAAUUAACCAACAUUAAUCUCGCUGUUAAAAUCAUUAACUUCCUUCUCUCUUUUAUUAUCAAGUUAAUUUGCUCCUUUUACUUUUCAUCUUCUUCUUGUUUGUUUUAUCUUUUGGAUUACAAUUUAUUUACCUAAUUAUUGUCAUUAUCGUCAUUAAGAAUUAACUUCAAUGUCGGUUAUGCAAUUAAAAUGAU
Molecule: messenger RNA, 1036 nt
Organism: Panonychus citri (citrus red mite)
Lineage: Eukaryota; Metazoa; Arthropoda; Arachnida; Trombidiformes; Tetranychidae
Product: short coiled-coil protein-like
Exons: 3
Coding region: 326-757 (143 amino acids)
Cellular component (GO): trans-Golgi network
Source: RefSeq, a predicted model, not a curated record